AUGCCAGCAACAAAACGCGGAGAAAAGUUGAUGCCGUCGACUCCUUCGUCGAAUCAAGCCGAUACGGCCGAUUUCCUCGCCGUUCUGAAGCAGCUCAACUUGCCGCCCCCGACUGCCUCGGUUGCUACGACAACUCAGCCCCCAGCAUUCAAGUUCUGGCGUACGCAACCCGUCAUGUCAUCUGACGAUGCCGAGUUGUUGCAAGAGCAUGGCUACUGCGACGAAUCGAUUCCAGUGUCUAGUGUCCGGGAGACACCGCUGAAGCUGCCCGACGGGUUUGUCUGGUCUGCAUUCGACAUCCACAACAGCGACGACGUCAACGACCUGUACAAGUUCUUGGCGGCAAACUACUGCGAAGACAGCGACGGCCGGUUCCGGUCCGAUUACUCUGUCGAGUUUCUAGUGUGGGCGCUGUCGUCCCCCCAGUACGUGGCCGACUGGCACGUUGCCAUCCGCCACCGCACGACGGGGAAGCUCAUGGCGUUCUUUGCCGGUGUGUACAAAGUCGUCCGAGUCCACCACGACGUGGCACCGACGUGCGAGACGAACUUUUUGUGCAUUCACCCCAAGCUCCGAAGCAAGCGGCUCGCCCCCGUGCUCAUCAAAGAAAUGGCCCGUCGAACCAAGCUCCAGGCGGUGUGGCGCGCCGUGUACACGGGGUCCUCCCACCUCCCAACUCCGGUGGCAACGACCCAGAUAUACCACCGCAGCCUCAACACGAAAAAGUGCGUCGAGGUCGGGUUCGCCCUCUGCCCGCCAAACGUAUCGCUGACGUCGCUGAUCAAAGCCCAACGGUUGCCCGAGUCGCCGUCGAUCCCUGGCUUCCAGCCCAUGCAGGUCCAUCAUGUCCCCGACGUGACUGCGCUGCUGGUGGCGCACCACACUCGAUUUGACCUCGCCCUUGACUGGACCGACGCCACCGUCGCCCACUGGCUCCUCCCUCGGCCGCACGUUGUGUCGUCGUACGUCGUUGUGGACCCCGCCACGAAUCGAGUGACGGACGUGUGCUCGUACUAUCACGUGCCCAUGACGGUCCUAAAGCACCCCCACCACACGACGCUGUCGACGGCGCAGUCGUUUUACAACGUUGCGACGUCCGUGCCGCUGCACGCGUUGGUGCAGGACCUCCUCGUGUCGGCAAAAGCAGAACGCAUCGAUAUUUUUAGCGCCGCCGACAUCAUGGACAUGGACCAAGUGCUGGCUCCGCUCGGAUUUGACGUCGGCGGCGGCCACCUCCACUACUACUUGUUCAACUGGCGAUGCCCGCGGAUGUCGCGUCGCCAGGUAGCGCUCGUCCUGCACUGA
Aphanomyces invadans is the source of this 1305-nucleotide messenger RNA. RefSeq lists its product as hypothetical. The transcript has a single exon. NCBI's taxonomy places the organism in Eukaryota, Oomycota, Saprolegniomycetes, Saprolegniales, Verrucalvaceae. Gene Ontology annotation, cellular component: cytoplasm. The coding region runs from base 1 to 1305 and encodes 434 amino acids. The record is from RefSeq and is a predicted model, not a curated record. Gene Ontology annotation, biological process: N-terminal peptidyl-glycine N-myristoylation. Gene Ontology annotation, molecular function: glycylpeptide N-tetradecanoyltransferase activity.